This is a messenger RNA of Oryza brachyantha (malo sina), 2056 nucleotides long. RefSeq names its product probable WRKY transcription factor 9. Lineage: Eukaryota; Viridiplantae; Streptophyta; Magnoliopsida; Poales; Poaceae. Gene Ontology annotation, biological process: regulation of DNA-templated transcription. The record is from RefSeq and is a predicted model, not a curated record. Gene Ontology annotation, molecular function: sequence-specific DNA binding; DNA-binding transcription factor activity.
AUGACAUGGGAUAAUAGGAUUAUGGAGGAGUCUUCCCUCCUCAUUACCCCUUUAAUACGUCUUGGACACCCAGACAUUGACUUGGAUGCCUCGGGAGAAUUAGCAUUAGGAUUUAAGACCGUUCCCCAUUUUAGCUGUACCAGAGAGAGACAAAAGGUACACAAGAUAACCAAGAAACAGGCCAGGGCUAGCAUGUCAUCCAAGAAGAAGAGGGCGGCGAUAGAUCUCUCCCUAGAGGCAGAGAGGAGACCUGAAGAAGGCGAUGGCGAUGGCGAAACCAGCGAUGGUGGCGCCAUGGCGGCAAAGGAUGUCAAGCAAGGAGAAGCAGUGCCUAAAGAGGAAACCGGCGGCGAGGAGAAGGUAGUUGAAGUGGUUGUGGACCAAGGAGAAGACGGCUCCAAUGAGGAGAUCAAAUAUAGGAGUCGACAAGGAGAGAUGAUGGAGGAGGACAAGCAACCUGCAGCAGCAAACGACGACGACGAUGGCGAGAGCGACGGAGCCGGAGCUAGCGCCGAAGAGAAGCACAUCGUAGCAGAGGCCGCCGGCAACGGCGACGACGACGGAGGCGAUAGCCGUACCGCCAUGGCGCAAGACGAGUUGAGCGAGAUGCAGGAGGAGAUGGAGAGGAUGAAGGAGGAGAACAGGAUGCUCCGGCGAGUCGUCGACAAGACGGUGCGCGACUACUACGAGCUGCAGAUGAAGCUAGCCGCCUACCAGCAGCAGCCGGCCGCAGAUGAGCCUAAGGAGACCGAGGUGUUCCUCUCCCUCGGCGCCACGGCCGCCGCCUCUGCCGGCAGCGGCUUCCAGGAGGCGAAGAGCAAGGAGCAGGCGCCGGCGCGGCGGCCUUCGGUGGGAAGCGACGACACCGACGACGGCAAGGAGGAUCUAGGGCUGUCCCUUAGCUUGGGCGCAUCGUCGUACGAGGAGGAUCAGAAGCUUGAAGCAAGGCACGUCGACGUCGUCGACGGAUCGGCGGCGGCCAUCGGCGACGGCAAGGCGAGGCCGGGAUACGCGCUGCUGGAGAGCAGCAAGGUGCAGGGCGCGCCUGCCGGCGAGCUCGCCGCGGCUGGCAUCGCGAGCCAGAGCGUCAACCCGGCCAACCGCAAAACUAGGGUUUCGGUGCGCGUCCGGUGCGCAGGCCCCACCAUGAACGAUGGGUGUCAAUGGCGGAAGUACGGGCAGAAGGUCGCCAAGGGCAACCCGUGCCCGAGAGCUUACUACCGGUGCACCGUCGCGCCGGGUUGCCCGGUGCGGAAGCAGGUGCAGAGAUGCCUCGAGGACAUGUCGAUCCUGGUGACGACGUACGAGGGCACUCACAACCACCCGCUCCCCGUCGGCGCCACCGCCAUGGCGUCCACCACCUCCGCCGCGGCCACAUUCAUGCUGCUCUCCAGCACCAGCUCCUCCUCCUCCGUCUCCGACGCCGCCGGCGUCUCCACCGUGCCCUCGUCGUCCUACCUCAGCCCGUACCUUCUCAACUCCGCCUCGCACCACUCCUCCUCGCCGCUGCUAAUGCCGGGCACCUCGGGCAGCGGCGGCGGCGGCGGCAUGCAACAUCUCAACCUGUUCGGGCACUCGUCGUCAUCGUCUCUUCUAGCUCCGCAGGCGCCAGGCUCCAACAAGUACCCGUGGUCUCUGAACCACCCUCCGCUCGGCGGCGGCGCCGGAGGUGGGUUAGGGGGCGGCAAGAGACCGUUCUGGAGCACCGGAGCCGACGACAAGCCGACGCCGGCAUUGCCGGAAAAUGUCGGCGCCGUGGUGUCAGACCCGAACAAGUUCUCCGCGGCGAUCGCGGCGGCGAUCAACAACUUCAUGGGGAAGGACGGCGAGAGUAGUAGCAGUAAGUGGGGCGUGGUUGAAUCACUUCCGCCCCAUGAGUAGUGAGAAUUACUAGCUAAUCAAAUGUGACAAAGAUUCAACGAUUGGGAAAGCAAUUACAAUUGUUGCGUGUAAACAAAUCAAACUAGGGAAAUCACACAUUGGAUAAUUUUUUGAGGGGACCGGCCGUUUGGUUGUAAUUUUUCAGGUUUUCUUUUGGAACAGAUUUAAUUGUUGU